Molecule: messenger RNA, 765 nt
Organism: Aspergillus tubingensis
Lineage: Eukaryota; Fungi; Ascomycota; Eurotiomycetes; Eurotiales; Aspergillaceae
Product: aminoglycoside phosphotransferase family protein
Exons: 2
Coding region: 1-765 (254 amino acids)
Source: RefSeq, a predicted model, not a curated record
AUGCCCGAUGCCCCAAAGCUGGGUCCAAUCAACGACUGCGCCUUGUACAAGCAUUUCAUCCUAUUUGCGAUUGCAACUCUCCGAAAGAUACGCCCUUUUGAAGGAAGCGUUCUCAUGUUAACAAAUCGGAUCUGUGUCAAAUUCGGAAAACUCGUAGACUUGACAGAGGCAGUUACUAUGCGUUUUAUCUCACAAAACACAUCUAUACCAGUCCCCAAAGUCCUCUGCGCCUUUACACAUCGGAAUUGCACCUACAUAGUCAUGGAAAGAAUCAAAGGGAACUACAUUGGUGCCGGAUGGGUUUAUCGCAGUGAAGAGUCAAAGGCAAAGAUUCUUACUCAGUUAAAGAACAUAGUUGAGGAGAUGCGAAGACUCCCACCCCCGGCAGGUAUGGGUGCGGGCUCUGUUGUGGACGGAUCACUCUACGAUUGCCGUGUGCCGGGCACUUCCCUACGUUUUGGGCCCUUUUCCCAGUGUCCAGGAAUUCCAUCGACAUUUGCGAGACAACAUGAUAAAUCUUUUCCUAUCGCAUUCACACAUGGUGAUCUCAGUAGCCUCAAUAUUCUGGCCCGUGGGGAUACGAUUGUUGGAAUUGUCGACUGGGAGACUGCGGGCUGGUAUCCAUCUUACUGGGAAUAUACUACAGCUUGUCAAGUCAAUCCUCAGAGCUCGUUUUGGAUCAAUGAAAUCGAUAAGUUUAUCACCCCUAUGCCGGACGAACUAGCAAUGGAACGAACUCGCCAGAAGUAUUUCGGAGACUAUUGA